Messenger RNA from Fusarium fujikuroi IMI 58289, 834 nucleotides. RefSeq lists its product as uncharacterized. NCBI's taxonomy places the organism in Eukaryota, Fungi, Ascomycota, Sordariomycetes, Hypocreales, Nectriaceae. The record is from RefSeq and is a predicted model, not a curated record. Bases 1 to 834 code for a protein of 277 amino acids. The transcript has a single exon.
AUGUCAUUCACAUCCAGCACCAAGCGUAUCCCGAUCCAAGACAAUGUUCACCUUCAUAUCGAGCAAUCAUUUCCUUCCGGGCAACACCAAGACCGUCCCACCAUUAUCUUUCUCCAUUUCUGGGGAGGAUCAUCCAAGACCUGGUCACCCGUCAAUAACUUGAUCGCACCGUCCUUCCCAACUGUCAGGGUUGACUUUCGGGGAUGGGGCGACUCUACUGGUGCCGCAGAUGAGACUAAAUACUCCAUCCUCCAACUCGCCCAAGACGUUGAAACUAUCAUCAAACGACUGGAGCCAUGGAAAUAUAUCAUCGUUGGUCAUUCUAUGGGGGCCAAGGUCGCUCAAGCUAUUGCUGGACGAAAUCUUGUGGACAGGCUCGCGGGUCUAGUCCUGCUCUGUCCUGCGCCACCAACGCCUUUGAUGCUCCCCAAAGAUAUGCGUGACCAGCAAAUCAGCGCCUACGAUAGUGCAAAGAACGCUGAAUUUGUUGCCCGGAACGUCCUAACCGCAAAGUCCUUGCCUGAUGGUACGAUCAAGGGAAUUGUGGAGGAUAUGUUGAAGGGCAAUCCAUCUGCCAAAGCAGCAUGGCCACGAUAUGCUAUGAAUGAAGAUAUUAUAGAGCUAACCAAGAGUAUCUCCAUUCCAUCGAUUAUUAUUGCUGGAGGCAAAGAUCAAGUUGAACCUGUGGACCGCAUCAAGGCCGAGGUCUCGGGUAACAUUUCCGUCGCCGAGUUUCUUGUGCUGGAAGAAGUUGGACAUCUGGCCCCCCUCGAGGCACCGGAAAAGGUCGCAGGGAUCAUAAAUGAUUUUGUAUCUAGGAACAUUAGAAACUGA